AUGAAGAGGGAACCAGAAUCGCAUGACCGCACCAAUGUAGGCGCAAAGUUCAUUCGUCCAUUGGGACAUCUAGAGUGUUUUCAGUCGGCCUUGCAUUUGAUUGGUUUGUAUCGCAGUACAAUUGUUACCUGCCGCUUCAAUAUUCCUGGCGAAUUUGUGGAUGAGAGCGCGCAGGAACAGCUUAUGAAUAAAAUAGAGCAAGCAAUAGCCGCAGCUGUCCUCCAACAUCCUUUUCUCCAAGUUGGCCUUGUCGACGAGGACUCAAAGUGCCCCCAUUGGGUCCAGCUUGAAACUUUUGAUCUCGCCCACCAUAUCCAAUGGCAACUGCUGGUAGAAGGCUCGACAGAGGAGUACCAGGCUCUAUAUGACAGCAGUCUCAGAGAACAACUUGACACCAAGUUCUCGAAUCUUCAGACUCGACCAGCCUGGAGAAUAGUAGUGCUCAGGUCAAGACGAAAUCUGUCCCACCUCGACCUAAUGUUUGUCUGGAACCAUCCCAUUGCAGACGGCAUGAGCGGAAAGAUCUUCCAGGAAACAGUGUUGCGCCAUCUGAAUGAUCCUAUAUCCGUGACCGAAAGUCCACUGCUACAAAAUCAUGUACUUCGCCUGAGUGCAAUAGCGGAGCGUCUGCCUCCACCAAUGGAGAAGAUGGUCAAAUUUCCCAUCUCGCUAGGCUUUGCCGCUGCUACCGCAUGGCAAGAGCUGAAACCAUCUUUUCUCUCUAGCGAGCAUUCUACGAACGCAACAUGGGCGCCAAUUCGCCUCGAACCGUACGAAACGACUCAACGUAUUAUAUCGCUUGACAGCAGCUCACUGCAGAAUGUUCUCUCCGCAUGCCGUCAGAACAAGACAACUCUUACAGGCCUUUUACAUGCAGCCGUCCUCAUCUCCCUGGCAACACAGCUUGUGGACAAGGAAGCGCCUGCUUUUGCAAGUGUCACGGCGCUCAACUUGAGACGGCAUAUGCCCUCAAGUUCAGAGGGUCCCUUGGAAUUUGAGGCUGAUCAAACAAUGGCAAAUUUUGUCUCUCGGCAGAUACACAAGUUCGAUGAGGCUUUGGUGAGGAAGAUCCGCGAGCUGGCUGCAAAAUAUCGCGAAUCUUCUAUACCUUCAAAUGUGGAUUGCGAGCCAAAUUUGCAAAAACUUGCCGGCACUGACGCAUUGACGGAGGUUUUAUGGGCAACAGCCGCUCGGGUCCGUGGCGAGAUUCAAGAGCGUUUGGAUUUAGGCUUGAAAAACGACAUUGUCGGUUUAAUGGGCCUUGUGGGAGAUUGGCGAUCACAGAUGAAACAGGAUCUCAAGAAACCGAGGUCGGUGGCAUGGAAUGUGACAAAUCUGGGAGUAAUGGACGGAAAGCUUGGGACAGCAGAGGUAGCACAGACGCAAGAUGCGAACAACGAUAACAUGCCAAAGGAUGUCUCAGACCCAAAAGGUUGGUCUGUUUCGCGAGCAGUCUUCUCGUUGAGCGCUGAUGUCACAGAGGCUUUCAUUCAUAUUAGUCCUAUGGCCAUUAAGGCUGGCGACAUAAAUAUCGAGAUUAGUUGGCAGCGAGGGCUUAUUGAUGACAAAAUCUGCGAGCAGCUUACCGUUGGAGUGGGAGAAUGGUUGAGAUUUAUUGGUCAAGCUCAGUCAUAA
Messenger RNA from Trichoderma gamsii, 1635 nucleotides. RefSeq lists its product as hypothetical. The coding region runs from base 1 to 1635 and encodes 544 amino acids. Lineage: Eukaryota; Fungi; Ascomycota; Sordariomycetes; Hypocreales; Hypocreaceae. The transcript is spliced from 2 exons. The record is from RefSeq and is a predicted model, not a curated record. Gene Ontology annotation, molecular function: N-acetyltransferase activity.